GGAGGGUGGGCUGCGCGCCGUGACUGAGCGGCUUCCCCGCAGCAGGGCUGGGCUCGGCCAUGUUCAGCUGGGUGAGCCGCGACGCGCGUCGGCGCAAGGAGCCCGAGCUGUUCCGCACCGUCUCGGAAGGGCUGAAGCAGCUCUACGCCGGGAAGCUGCUGCCGCUGGAGGAGCACUACCGCUUCCACGACUUCCACUCGCCGGCGCUGGAGCCCGCCGACUGGGAGAGCAAGCCCAUGGUGCUGCUGGUGGGCCAGUACAGCACGGGCAAGACCACCUUCAUCCGCCACCUGCUGGAGCAGGACUUCCCCGGCAUGCGCAUCGGGCCCGAGCCCACCACCGACUCCUUCAUCGCCGUCAUGGGCGGGGAGAGCGAGGGCGUCGUCCCGGGCAACGCGCUGGUGGUCGACCCCCGACGCCCCUUCCGCAAGCUCAACGCCUUCGGCAACGCCUUCCUCAACAGAUUUAUGUGCGCGCAGCUGCCAAAUCCCGUCCUGGACAGCAUCAGUAUCAUUGACACGCCGGGCAUCCUAUCUGGGGAGAAACAGCGGAUAAGCAGAGGUUACGACUUUGCCGCCGUGCUGGAGUGGUUCGCGGAGCGUGUUGACCGCAUCAUCCUGCUCUUCGACGCCCACAAGCUGGACAUCUCGGAUGAGUUUUCGGAGGUGAUCAAAGGUCUCAAGAACCACGAGGACAAAAUCCGGGUGGUGUUGAACAAGGCGGACCAGAUCGAGACGCAGCAGCUGAUGCGAGUCUACGGGGCGCUGAUGUGGUCGCUGGGCAAGAUCAUCAACACCCCGGAGGUGGUGCGCGUCUACAUCGGAUCCUUCUGGUCGCACCCGCUGCUCAUCCCGGACAACCGUAAACUCUUUGAGGCGGAGGAACAAGAUCUCUUCAAGGACAUCCAGUCGCUGCCCCGCAACGCCGCCCUCCGGAAGCUGAACGACCUCAUCAAGAGGGCCCGGCUGGCCAAGGUCCACGCCUACAUCAUCAGUUCUUUGAAGAAGGAGAUGCCCAACGUCUUCGGCAAGGAGAGCAAGAAAAAGGAGCUCUUGAACAACCUGGGUGAGAUCUACCUGAAGAUCGAGCGGGAGCACCAGAUCUCACCUGGAGAUUUUCCCAGUCUCCGUAAGAUGCAGGAACAGCUCCUGACCCAGGACUUCAGCAAGUUCCAGCCGCUGAAGCAGAAGUUGCUGGACUCGGUGGACGACAUGCUGGCCAACGACAUCGCCCGGCUGAUGGUGAUGGUGCGCCAGGAGGAGUCACAGAUGCCCUCCCAGGUGGUGAAGGGCGGGGCGUUUGAGGGCACCAUGAACGGGCCCUUCGGCCACGGCUACGGCGAGGGUGCCGGCGAGGGCAUCGACGACGUGGAGUGGGUAGUCAGCAAGGACAAGCCCACUUACGACGAGAUCUUCUACACUCUCUCGCCUGUCAAUGGCAAGAUCACGGGCGCCAGCGCCAAGAAGGAGAUGGUCAAGUCCAAGCUGCCCAACACCGUCCUGGGCAAGAUCUGGAAGUUGGCCGACGUGGACAAGGAUGGGCUGCUGGAUGACGAGGAGUUCGCCCUGGCCAACCACCUCAUCAAAGUCAAGCUGGAAGGGCAUGAAUUGCCAGCCGAACUUCCUUCCCAUCUGGUGCCGCCUUCCAAGCGCAGGCAUGAGUGAUCCCCCCACUCCCCACCUCCGGACGGACGGGCCGAGCGCAGCAAUGCGCUCUGGGUGGGAGAUGCUCCGAGUGCUGCCUGCAGGGGGGACUGAGUUCGAAUCUCCCUGCUCUGCGCGAAGCCGAGUCGCCCAGCCUUUCUCAAAUGUACAAUACUGUAUGUUCUGAUAUAUAUAUAUAUAUAUAUAUUGAUAUAUCUACACUUGGUUAGAUAUGUCUGCAUAUAUAUGUGUGUGUGAGUUUGUCUCCUGGAAGAAAGUGUAAUACAAUGUUUUAAGGCUGUAAUCUUCUCUGGUGCUGCAGGAAAAAAAUGGCUCACUUUUUUAUUUUAGCCAGAAUAUAAUCCUGGGAUUCCUCGCGGGAUCUGGGAAAUGGGGAUAGCUGACCCCAGAUUGUUACCAUCCUUUGAACAGGGCAUGUUUUUUCACAAAGCCGGAUGGCUGUCCCAGGAGGAGCACACAGGAUUCUUUUUUUCUAGAGAGAAUCGGUAGUCUUUCUCCCCUUUUAUGUUUAUCCUUAUUCCUGGAACCCGGUGCCGAAGAAGAAAAUUGGAUCACCUCUGAGCACACUUCCUCACUGCCCACAAAAGUCCAUACUCACCGCAUCUCUGCCGGAAGUCCCUCUCCUCUCCCAGUCUUAUCCCUUCGCCCUUUUCUGGAGGAAGGAUUCACAUUCUCGUUGCCAUUGCACAUUUUUUUGGGCCCUAAAUGGUGUCUGGUGGCGAAGCAGGGUUCCUCCAGAGUAGCUGUAACAUCCUUGGGCACAAACCAGCAUCCAGGACAUAGUUUUGGUAGAAGUCAAAAAGGUUCAGCAAACAGCAGAGCAAUUUUUCCCAACUUUGAUAAUGGGUGGACUUCAACCGGCUGGGGAAUUCUGGGGAGUUGGAGUCCACCCAUCUUAAUUAAUCUGGUUGAAUUUGAGAAACUUGCUCUGAGGCAAAGGCAGGAGAUGGGGGGGGGGUGGCAGGACUUGGAAUGAGCAUUGAGGCAAAGCAGAAUGGACCCCUUCCCACCUCCCAGUUCCUUGCACCGGCUCAUCCUGUUAUCUGUGGGCCCCCAGACCCGAUUAAUUAGCCCUGGAAUGGAUUUUGCAAGAGAGAACGGAGUCUCAAAAGGGGACACAAUGCUAAAGCAUUGACAUUGCUGAGAAUUGUGGGAAUUGGGCUAUUCAUCAGCUGGGAGGGGGGGUCUUGUUUAGGGAUAGCUGGUUUAUGAGCGGCUUUCAGUCUGGAGUGUACCCCAAGAUUUGGGGGGGGCAAGAUUAGCUGUAUUGCAAAAGGGGGGUGAAGUGGAAGAGAGCCUAUCAUUUUACUUCUGACCACAAAUCCCAGUUAAUCUCUAGUCUCUGGGAGUGGGGGACAGUUAAAAUACCCCACCCGUUAUCCCCUGCAUUAAAAACUGAAUUCAAGAGUACUGCGUCUGGAUGUUUCGUCGUCCCAUCGUCCCUGAAAUCCAGCACAUCCAUUUUCAGCGCCCCCCCCCCCCCCCCCCCACACACACACAAAUACUUUCCCGUCUCGGGCUUCCUGAAAUAAUUUUUUUUAAUUUCCCUGCUGGGGCUUGCUUUAAACGUUGAGGACUAGAAACUUGGGUUGGAGUUUGAUUUUUGCAAGCCUGGUCAGAAAUUCUCCAGCUGGUGCCGAAUUGGGCGUGAUGGUGAGGUGGAUCCCAAAAAGCAGGGAAGAUUUCGAGUGCCCCCCCUUCCUUCGGUUUUCAAACUUCUGUCCUUCGACCUCCUGAAUCUUGGAAAAGCUAGAAACGAAUCCUUCACACCUCCUAGGAGCUUGUGUUUUGCACAACUGUGGUUUUGCACUCUUCAGCCCUUGCCCGUUUUUCGUUCUUGAUCGCUCUGCUUGUUUAAAUGCCUGCAUUUUCUCCAAAUUGUUCUGCAAACUAAAAGCAUUCACCUCAUUGCAGAAUUUUUUUUUUUUUUUAAAAAAGUACAUUAAAAAAACACACACAACCCAUAA
Pantherophis guttatus is the source of this 3631-nucleotide messenger RNA. NCBI's taxonomy places the organism in Eukaryota, Metazoa, Chordata, Lepidosauria, Squamata, Colubridae. The record is from RefSeq and is a predicted model, not a curated record.